UUCAUAAUCAGUUUGUACUUGAUAAUAGAUUAAAUCCCGCGGUUUGUUCGAGUCCAACGUUUCACGCUGUGCACAACGUGUCACGCUCACUGGACGCAGGGAGACGUGUCGUUAGCGUUAGCUCGUGUCCUGAGCUAGCUAGUUGUCUGUACAGGCAAAGUAACGUCAGGACUGAUAAACAACAGCGUACGAGGACUGGGUUCACACGUUCAUACCCGUCUCUGUUCGUCCAGUCAACAGGUCGUCACGAUGCCGUGUGAGAGGAAGCCGAUGCGCUACGGUCACUCUGAGGGACACACCGAGGUCUGCUUCGAUGACACGGGAAAGUUCAUUGUAACGUGUGGAAAUGAUGGCGACGUUCGGAUCUGGGAGAGCUUGGAUGACGACGAUCCACAGUUCAUAACGGUCGGGGACAAGGCGUACUCUCUGGCUCUCAAGAACGGCAGGCUGGUGACGGCGAGCUCCAACAACACCGUUCAGAUCCACACAUUUCCUGAGGGCGAUCCAGAUGGCAUCCUGACCCGGUUCACUACCAACGCGACACACGUGGCAUUCAACAGCAGCGGCUCCAGAGUCGCAGCUGGAUCAGGUGACUUCAUGGUAAAGGUAGUGGAGGUUGCAGACAGCAGCCAACAGAAAACCCUCCGGGGUCACGAAGCGCCUGUACUCAGUGUCACCUUUGACCCCAAAGAUGACUUCCUGGCGUCUGCCAGCUGUGAUGGCUCUGUUGUGGUGUGGAAUAUUGAAGAACAGACCCAGGUGAUCAGCUGGCCCCUGCUGCAGAAGACCAACGACGUCACUAAUGCGAAGUCUCUGUGUCGACUGGCCUGGCAGCCGCGGCAGGCGAAGUUUUUAGCGGUUCCUGUCGACACAAAGGUGCACCUGUACGAGCGAGGGACCUGGAGCCAUGCAAGCACCCUGACUGACGAGCUCCUGACACAGCCCAUCAACGUUGUGGCCUGGUCUCCGUGUGGUCAGUUCUUGGUCGCUGGGUGUGUGGGAGGUUUGAUGACUGUGUGGGACGUCAACAACAAGCAGUGUGUGGAAAGACAGAAGCAUGAGAAAGGCUUCAGCGUGUGCAGCCUGGCCUGGCACCCGUCAGGCAGCCAGAUCGCCUACACCGACACGGAGGGCUGCCUGGGCCUGCUGGACGGACUCGGCGCCUUCACCUCCGACGCCAGCAGCGCCAAGCAGGCACCGGUGAAAAAGCCUGCGAACGACUUUGACGGCCUGUUUGAUGAUGAUGACGACAGACUCAUGGAUGAAGGGCUGAGCGACACCAACUCACCGGUUAAGAAGCCUGUCGCUGCAGACGAUGAGGACGAUGAUGAUUUCCUUAUGCCCGCAACAGGGCGGGUGAGGAACAGAGGGGCAAUCCUGGAUGAUGAGAACUCAGUGGAUGCUGGGUCAAUAAAGCUUGGUCAGGACAAGUUUGAUGAUGACGAUGACACCGGAAGCACGGUGAGACCCCCAGCCUCGCUGGCGCCUCUGCAUCCCGUCUACGAGGGACCUUUGCCGACACCUCCUCAGAAGGCCUUUCAGCCAGGCUCCACCCCUGCACACCUCACCCACCGCUUCAUGAUGUGGAACUCUGUGGGAAUAGUGCGAGGCUACAAUGACGAGCAGGACAACGCCAUCGACAUAGAGUUUCACGACACUGCCGUGCAUCAUGCCAUGCACCUGACCAACUCGCUGGGUCACUCUAUAGCCGACGUUUCCCAGGAGGCCGUGCUGCUGGCCUGCCCGAGCACGGACGAGCUGGCAAGCAAGCUGCAGUGCCUCCACUUCUCGUCAUGGGACACCAACAAGGAGUGGAUGGUGGACUUGCCCAAGGGCGAGGACGCGAGGGCGCUGUGUUUGGGCCAAGGGUGGGCAGCAGUCGGCACCAGCACGCUCACACUCAGGCUUUUCUCCAUCGGAGGAGUUCAGAAAGAGAUCUUCAGCUUGCCAGGACCCGUGGUCUGCAUGGCUGGACAUGGAGAGCAGCUGCUCAUAGUCUACCACCGAGCGACCGGCUUUGAUGGGGAGCAGGCUCUGGCUGUUCAACUGCUACAGUUUGGUCGAAGGAGGAGGCAAGUCAUCAACGGGGAACCUCUUCCACUGUCUCACAAAUCCUACCUGUCCUGGCUUGGGUUUACUGCUGAGGGAACCCCUUGUUAUGUGGAUUCAGAAGGGGUGGUACGCAUGCUGAACCGCUCCCUGGGUAACACGUGGACACCGGUGUGUAACACCAGAGAGACCUGCAAAAGCAAAUCGGAUCACUACUGGGUGGUCGGCGUCCACGAGAACCCUCAGCAGCUCAGGUGUAUUCCAUGCAAAGGCUCCAGGUACCCUCCCACCCUGCCCAGACCUGCUGUGGGCAUCCUGUCCUUCAAGCUCCCAUUGUGUCAGACAACCACGGAGAAAGGGCAGAUGGAGGAGCAGUUCUGGCGUUCGGUUCUCUUCCACAACCACUUCAGCUUCCUGUCCUCCAGUGGUUACGAGAUAGACGAGGAGGGACAGAACCAGUCCCAGAAGGAGCAACAGGAGCUGCUCAUGAAGAUGUUUGCAUUGUCCUGUAAGCUGGACAGAGAGUUUCGCUGCGUGGAGCUAGCGGAGCUGAUGACUCAGAACGUGGUGACGCUGGCGAUCCGAUACGCGUCCCGAUCCAGACGCAUGGCACUCGCCCAGCGGCUCAGUGAAAUCGCCUUGGAGAAAGCGAACCAGGUCCAGGCAGACGAGCCGGAGGAGCGGGAAGAAGAGGCCGAUUACACCCACGUCCGGCAGAACUCCGGGUAUUACCAGAGUGACAUCACAGGAGCACGGUGCAGAAACAGACACAACCAGGACGAGGAGCAGGAGCAGGAUGAAGAGGCAGCAGAGGAUGAGGAAGGGCCGGAGGUGGAGACAGAGACCGCAGAAACUAGAAAACGUGCAAAUCCAUUUGCCAAGGAAGCAGGUUCACCAGCGAAACUGUCUCACCCACAAACUGCUAAAGUGGCACGGGCAAAUCCUUUUAAGGUCAGCUCAGGCAAACCAUCGACCCCGUCUGGUCAGCCUCGAGUGGUAAACAUCUUAGACAACAUGACAUCAAGCAGGAAGUCGGCUCCACUUACCGGAUCUACGGGCAAAUCUAACAAGAGUCCUGUCCUCAAACCACUGGUUCCGAGGCCCAAGUCCAAGACGCAGUCCACUCUGCUCCAGAUGACAGGCACCAAAGCAGCCAGUAGGAAGCCUCAGGAGAACACAGAGCCAGCUGCAGAUCAGCAGAAACGGGAGGAGGUCCCACCUCCAUCCUCACAGGCAGACAACGCAGAGAACAAGAGGCCGAAGACAGGCUUCCAGCUGUGGUUGGAGGAGAACAGGAAGAGCAUUGUAGCCGAGCAGCCUGACAUGGAGGAGACAGAUGUCAUCAAAGAGGCCAUGGGACGCUUCAGAAUACUGUCAACAGAGGAGCGGCUGUCGUGGACAGAACGAGCCAAAGGGCAAAGUGGAGACGCAGCAGAUGCGAAGAAGAGAAAACGAACAGGAGGACAAGACGAAGAAAAUGGAGAAACGGAAGCAGAUGAAAAUGGAGCCAAGAAGAAGAAACCCUUGGAUCCGUCCUCCAAGCUCUCAGCAUUUGCAUUUAACAACUAAUCCUCCUCCAGUUAGUUUUUCUUGGCAUUUCGUAAACUGUCGGUUGAACAAUGACAAAACACAUUGUGUUUUUUGUUCAGCCUGUUGAGCCUGUUUGAGACAGAAAAUUACAGUAAACUGUUGAUAGUUUGCCAUAAAUCUGUGACAUUCAUUCCUUUAUGUCAGCUUCAUUGUUCCCUAUUUUACUACAUUUCUAUUGUUGUUAUUGUAAGAACUGAAUAAAUGUAAAUGUUUGUUUUAGACUUUAA
Betta splendens (Siamese fighting fish) is the source of this 3866-nucleotide messenger RNA. It is a transcript of the gene wdhd1, whose product is annotated as WD repeat and HMG-box DNA binding protein 1. The transcript has 25 exons. Lineage: Eukaryota; Metazoa; Chordata; Actinopteri; Anabantiformes; Osphronemidae. Gene Ontology annotation, cellular component: nuclear replication fork. The record is from RefSeq and is a predicted model, not a curated record. Gene Ontology annotation, biological process: DNA repair; DNA-templated DNA replication; mitotic cell cycle. Gene Ontology annotation, molecular function: protein binding; chromatin binding. The coding region runs from base 250 to 3618 and encodes 1122 amino acids.